Molecule: messenger RNA, 2151 nt
Organism: Sorghum bicolor (sorghum)
Lineage: Eukaryota; Viridiplantae; Streptophyta; Magnoliopsida; Poales; Poaceae
Exons: 2
Coding region: 593-1744 (383 amino acids)
Molecular function (GO): protein binding
Source: RefSeq, a predicted model, not a curated record
GUGAAGCAUAACUAGGUAGAAGCUUCUUCAGAAGGCCAUUGACACAACAAGUUUUCCAUAGCUCACAGCUAACAGGUACUUUUUUCAAAUGACACAGCUCAACCAAACACACUCUAAACCAUAUCACUAAUCUUGUCUUUGUCACCUAAGAAAUCCAUGCGAUGAGAUUACUAGAACUUGAUUGGUUCCUUCAACACAUGGCACAAAAUAGUUCCUUUUCAUGCGGAGAGGGAAAAAAAAAAGGGUAACGGCCUCGUUUCUUAUUGGGCUCAGCCCAUACGUAACACAGUGAACCCAGGCAGCCAUAUGUUUUGUAAGCCAAAGGCCCAAACCAUCGCCAAGUCUGCCUCGGCCCAUUCGCUUCUCUCCCGAGUCCCGACCCUUCCCUGCCGCAGCGGCCGGAACAGCAGCAGAAGCACGCCGGCGGAUCACUGGAACCCACAGCUUCUACGCUCCCGUCAGUUUCUGGUACUCUCCUCUUGCCCUCUUCGGUCUCCCGUCGUCCACCUGCAGCUUAGCUUCCUCGUUGCGGGCUUGCGGUUAGCUCCCCAUCACCCUUGCCGUGGCGCGCGCCCGAGGACCGGCUGGGCCUAUGGCGAGGACACCGGAUCCGUGGUCGAACAUCCCGCUGGAGCUCGCGGGCCUCGUUCUCAAGCGCCUUCCCGCCCACGUCGACCGCGUCCGCUUCGCAGCUGUGUGCCCCCAGUGGCGCUCCGCCGCGCGGCAGGUCCGGCUGCCCCCUCCACUGCCGCUGCUCGCGCUCAAGGACGGGGACAUCUUGUACAGCAUGCCCCGGGGUGAGCCGCUCCACUUUGCUGGCUACAAAAACGGCCACUUAUCUGGCUGCAGAAACGGCUUCUACACAGCUUGCGGUAACUGGCUGGUGUACCGGCGCCUUGACGACUUGCUCUUGUUGGAUCCCUUCUCUGGUGCCACCAUGACCCUUCCUCCACCAUCUAGCUUUGUUGACACCGACGUACGAUCAGAGAAGCUGUUCAUGGACGUCAGAUACUCCCAAGUGAUCAAACUAAUGGUGUGCUCGCCCAACCUCAUUGCUGCACUGUUCCAAGGUAAGGAAUCCAAUCGGAUUGCAGUGUGCCGGCCAGGAGGCUCCAUGUGGUCAGUUGCAAGGGACCUGUCUUUGUGGAUUACUGACAUGGCUUUCUACCAAGGGAAGCUCUACGUUGUUGACUAUCAUGAGGACCUCUUGGCUCUGGACAUCAGCGUGGAUGGCAAUACUGGUGAUCCAUGGGUUUCUCGGAUUGGACGGGUCAUCGAUGUUGGUCACUUUGAUGAUCAGCGGACCCUGUUGAGAAUGCUCUACCUGGUUGAGUCGUGUGGCUCAUUGCUGCUGGUGUGUAGGAGGAUUUUCCAUAUGCAUGCUCAUGACGACGGACAGAUACACACUUUUGCUGGACAGUGUGAGCCUUACCUUUCGAUAUUUGAGGCAGACUUUGCGCGAUCACGGUGGUCCAAGGUGACGACCCUCGCUGACAAUCAGGCAUUGUUUCUAGGGCCAUGCUCCCGGGCUAUUUGCAUGCCUCAAAGUGACUCACAGGGCAAUCGUGUGUGGUUCUUGGAUGACUACAAGGACUUUCACCUUUGGAGUGAGUGGCGUAGCAGAAGCUUGAGUUCUGGCACCUGCAGCGUGGCAAACCCCAAGCCUUUCUCGCCUCUGCCAAUGAUCUCAUGGAAGGGCUACCUUGGAAAUGCAGGUGCUGCAUGGAUCUUCCCUGCAAACUGAUGCUGUUGGUUGGACCGUUGUUACAAUCAAAGAUGUUAAACGCUCCAUGUGUUUCUCUGGACGUAGUACCGUGGCCUUCUGGCAUCCCCAAUGCUGACUUACUUUUGGAUGAUUAUGUUGUGCUUAGCUUUGUGGACUUGUGAUGGGAACCUUGUGGUAGCAUUCUGUUAGGUGCUAGUAACCUAUUCUGUUAAGCAUUUAGAUUGGGAAGUCGCAAUGGUGCUGUUUAAUCUCUGAAUGUUGUGUUAUCUAUCGUCGAUCUUUUGUCAUGGAGUAAUACUAUGGGUUGCCUGCAAUGCUGUUUUAUCUUAAGCCCAUGGUCCUUUAUUCUGGGAACUAAGGCUAAACCAUUUGUUAUAUGCAUCGCGUGGCAUUUGCAGACUUGAAAUGGGAUGUUUCUGUUGAGA